This is a messenger RNA of Salmo salar (Atlantic salmon), 4025 nucleotides long. RefSeq names its product transforming growth factor-beta receptor-associated protein 1. Gene Ontology annotation, biological process: vesicle-mediated transport; endosomal vesicle fusion; autophagy. The record is from RefSeq and is a predicted model, not a curated record. NCBI's taxonomy places the organism in Eukaryota, Metazoa, Chordata, Actinopteri, Salmoniformes, Salmonidae. Gene Ontology annotation, cellular component: cytoplasm; membrane.
CUCAGGAUGGGAGUCACAUGAUGAGGUCAAACUACACUUCAGAUGAGAAGGGAUUUCUAACAACACAAGAUCGAGAGUAUUCUAAUCUAAUAUCGAGAACAGCAGCAUACAUCAACAAAUACAGUAGCAAUGAGUUUGAAAGCCUUUACUCAAGUGCAAGUCUAUGAAAAACUUCCCAACCCUAAAGAAAAAUACAAAUUCAGCAUCCAUAGCCUGGAGUGUUACGACAGAAAUAUAUACAUUGGAACCAAAGACUCAUUGGUCCAACACCUUAUCCUACCCAGCACCAGUGACUCGAAGGACUCCAGUCAAAGUCCUCGGGAGGGGAGGGUGAAACUGCUAGGCUCAAGCAGCCCAGUCACCCAAUUAAGGGUGAUACCAGUUCUCAAUCACCUUCUGGUUCUGUGGGAUCGUUCCGUUAGCGCCCUCAACAUGUUCUCCCUAGAACCCCUUCCUUUCCUGAAGCGGAUCCAACACGUGUCUUUCUUUGAGGUGUGUGAAUCGGCACUGUCAACCUCAUCGCAGUCUGUGUUUGUGGAGCUGGUGACAGCCUCUAGCAGAAGCAGAGUGGUCCGCAUCCAUGUUGUGGGGGUGGAGAGAUGGGAUUGUGUAAAAGAGGUGUCUCUACCCCAGGACCCUGUGGCCUUAGCUGUGGAUGAUAACACUUUCUGUGUGGCAACCAGUGACAGGUAUUUCCUCCACGAUCACAAGAGUGGAAGCACCGUUGAUCUCUUCCCUCACAACCUGAGCAGGCAGAAUAUCAUUGUGAGCACCGCAGGAAAAGGGGAAUUCCUUUUAAAUGGGCCCGGCUCCUUGGGCAUGUUUGUCAUGAAGAAUGGCAUAUGCCAGCGGCCACCAGUGCAGUGGUCUGAGGAGCUGUUGGCAGCGGUGGUGUGUUACCCCUACAUCCUGGCCCUGCAGCCUCAGGCUCUCUAUAUCUACAGUAUGGUGGAUCAGCAUCUUAAACAGACUGUGCCUCUGCUUAGGGCCAGGGGCCUGCUCUCAACAACAGAGGGUGUGUACAUUUUUAUGGAGAGAGAGAUCAUCGGUUUGUCCCAUGUACCAUUUGAGGAGCAGAUCCAAACCCUGGUAAGGUAUGAGAGAGUGGAGGAGGCAUUGGGACUGCUUGGUGGAGUUCAAGCUCAUCUUCCACAGGUUUCUUACAAGGAGCUGCAUAAGAUCAUCACUUGCAUGGAUGGAUUCAUUAAAUUCUACCAGGAGUCUUUUUCAGAGGCCAAAGAACUUUUUAUCAAAGGUGAGUUGGACCCUAGAGAAAUCAUCAGCUUGUAUCCAGAGAUGGAACCACUCUGUGAGACCUUUCAUUCCCAGCUGGUCAAAGUGAACAACGCAAAGGAGCUCUUGGCACUACGGCAAGAGGACAGGACCACAUUUCAACAGUAUCUAGACUUCCUGGGCGAUUUCCUAAGGGUGGUUCGAGGGACGAAGCAGGGAGUUGAGUGCAGUGAGGAUAUCGAUACUGCACAACUGAGAAUAUACACAGAGCAAGGUGACAGAGAAGACCUGGACGCACUUGUGUCCUCUCCCAAUUCCUGCUCAAUCGACAAAUGUGUGCCUCUCCUUGAGCUGCACAAGAGAUUUUUCACACUUGGAUUACUCUACCAGAGUCAUGGUCACCAUAUCAAAGCAAUCCAGACUUGGGUGAAAAUUACUGAUGGGCAAUAUGAAGACAGCUCAUGUUCAAAUGUGUAUGAGCACAUUGUGAGAACUCUCAGUCGACUAAAACAGAAAGACGUCGUUUGGACGUUUGCAGACUGGGCUCUCCAAAGAAACCAGGAGGUUGGAAUACAGAUUUUCACAAAAAGAGAUCCAGAAGACCAAGACACAUUUGCACAGGACGAUGUCCUCACUUUUUUAAAGAAGUACUCUCUAGCUUUGAUGUUGUUCCUGGAAUUUUUGGUCCAUGAUUUGAAAAGUGAGGAGGAGAAGCAUCAUACCCUUUUGGUCACCGCAUAUGUCACCCAGAUACUCAGAGCCUUACAGAAUGGAAAGGGUACGGAUUCAGAUGGAGGAAUGACCAGAGAUAAACUGCAACAGUUGCUGUGGCAGUCUUCCCUCUAUGACACCAUGACAGUACAUGAGGCCAUCCAGCCGACAGUCCUGCACAUAGAGCAGGCCAUCCUGCUCGGGAGAGAUGGUGACCACAAUCAGGCCCUACAGACCUUGGUCCACAAAGAGAGAGACCUCCAGGUUGCAGGGGCCUACUGCAGGAGGGCUGCUGGAUGGCAGGAAAGGGAACUGGAACACACACUUUUCCUCACCCUGCUCCAGAUCUACCUGGGCUCCAAUGAGCUAGCAAGUGCAGCUGUGGACCUGUUGAAUGCCAAUGCUGCUGCUUUUGAACUGGAAAUAGUCCUUCAGGUUCUGCCGGAUUCCUGGUCUGUUCAGCUGGUCUCCCAGUUCCUGUUGGGGUCUCUUAGAGGGACUUUCCAUCAAAGACGAAUGGCAGGGGUAGAGAGGGGCCUGGCCCAGGUAGAACUCCUUAGACACAAGUACACUUGGGCCCAAGCCUCAAAAAGAAUGCUGAAAUUGGAUAAGGGUCUGGUGUGCAAUACCUGCCAGAAGGAUCUCACAGAGCCAGAGUUUGUGUGUAGUCUUAGGGAAGUUGUUGAGAGUCGGAGGAUCUACAAUGAGUAAUUUUGAACGCAACAGAACCAUUCAACAGGGCUAUUCCUGAGGCAAUGGGAUCCACCUGGGUCCUGAAUUGUCAGACGUGUUUCAUGUCCACUUCUCAUCUCUAGCUCAUUGGGGUUUCUACACAGCAGAAUCUCCAGUAUUGAAUCAACACUGAUAGUUUUAAAUUUAACUCUGGGCCAAUGUGUAUAUGGGUCCACACGUUGCAGUGUUAAAUUAACACUGCGCUUGGUGCUAACGCUGUUAUGCUUUGUCAGUGUUAGGCAAUAACACCUCAUAUAGUACUUUUAACCAUUAUGAAUAGGUUGCUCAAUGUUGGGUUAAGGGCAUUACAAUAUUAUUUACAACUCUUUAUUUUCACAUGUUCUUAUAUCAGCAUUUACAAAGAACUGUCAAUGGACAUGCUCAAACUUGAAUCUUCUACCUCUUUGUGUGGAUUUCCCGGAAGACGAGACACUUUGUUACUCAUUGCUGCCUUUCACAGUUUGGAAAGUGCAUUACAUAUUUGUUCACAAAAAAGGGAAAAGGGAAAUGGAGAAAAAAGGAAAUUGCACUGUCAUCUAACCCUAUAUAUAUAUAUAUAUAUAUAUACACAGUACCAGUCAAAGUUUGGAAACACCUACUCAUUCCUGGGUUUUUCUUAAUUUUAUUUCUCCAUUGUAGAAUAAUAGUGAAGACAUCAAAACUAUGAUAUAACACAUACAGUGGUUCGUCCUUUAAAAGUUGCAGCGUACUGCAACACAGCUUGCAUGGCCAACCACUGGUACCAUUGAUGCUAGUUAGUGCUAGUUUGACCACCAGAAGGCAUCUUUGAGAAGCAUUUGAUGGCCUUCAAUAGUGGCUGCUCCCAAGGAUGAACCAGACUUGUGGAGGUCUACAAUUUUUUUCUGAGGUCUUGGCUGAUUUCUUUUGAUUUUCCCAUGAUGUCAAGCAAAGAGGCACUGAGUUUGAGGGUAGGCCUUGAAAUACAUCCACAGGUACACCUCCAAUUGACGUCAAUUAGCCUAUUAGAAGCUUCUAAAGCCAUGACAUCAUUUUCUGGACUUUUACAAGUUGUUUAAAGGCACAGUCAACUUAGUGUAUGUAAACUUCUGACCCACUGGAAAUGUGAUACAGUGAAAUAAUCUGUCUGUAAACAAUUUUUGGAAAUAUGACUUGUGUCAUGUACAAAGUAGAUGUCCUAACCGACUUGCCAAAACUAUAGUUUGUUCACAAGAAAUUUGUGGAGUGGUUGAAAAACGAGUUUUAAUGACUCCAGCCAACUGUACCUGCUAAUAGCCAUAAUGACUCUGUACAACGUGACUGUGUAUGUUUGAAAGAGCAUUUUCCAGUAAGCAACAAUUUGUUUCAAUAAACAACUUAUGUUUCUGUAA